Molecule: messenger RNA, 1092 nt
Organism: Chenopodium quinoa (quinoa)
Lineage: Eukaryota; Viridiplantae; Streptophyta; Magnoliopsida; Caryophyllales; Amaranthaceae
Product: aquaporin TIP4-1-like
Exons: 3
Coding region: 201-950 (249 amino acids)
Biological process (GO): transmembrane transport; water transport
Cellular component (GO): membrane
Molecular function (GO): water channel activity
Source: RefSeq, a predicted model, not a curated record
CUUUGCAGCUCCAGGCCACCCUGUAGCCUUCACUAAUAAUCUUUCUCACUAUCAUUGAGUUUCUAUAUAUAUAUGUAUGCACUUUUUUAGCUAAGGCAUUCAUUUGCAUCUCAUUUGUCAAACUUUUUGUACGUAAGAGUAGUAGAGUAUAUACUACUCUAUUAUUAGAGAGAAAAAGUGUGUACAAUUACUCCAUCAACAUGAGCAGCAGAAUAGCCCUUGGAACAAGCCGAGAGGCAACACAACCUGAUUGCAUCAAUGCCCUCGUCGUUGAAUUCAUUUGCACCUUCCUCUUUGUCUUUGCCGGUGUUGGAUCCGCCAUGGCUGCUGAUAAAGCAGGAGCAAGUACAAUAGUAGGGUUGUUAUUCGUGGGAAUAACACAUGCAUUUGUAGUAGCAGUGAUGAUUGCUGCAGGAUUUAACAUUUCUGGAGGGCACUUGAACCCUGCUGUUACCCUUGGUCUUGCUAUUGGUGGCAACAUCACAAUUAUCAGAUCUCUAUUGUAUUGGAUCAUCCAAUGUCUUGCUUCGGCUCUUGCUUGUUUUUUGCUUACCUAUGUCACUGGUGGACUGGUAACCCCUAUACACUCUCUUCCAAAGGGGGUGGACCCUCUACAAGGAUUGGUAAUGGAAGUGAUCCUAACAUUUUCUCUCCUCUUCACAAUUUACACAACCAUUGUAGACCCAAAGAAGGGCCCACUUCAAAGCCAAGGUAUAUUGCUAACUGGGCUUGUGGUUGGGGCCAACAUCUUUGCUGGUGGGCUUUUCUCUGGGGCAUCAAUGAACCCAGCUAGGUCAUUUGGGCCGGCUCUUGUAAGCUGGAACUGGACUGAUCACUGGGUUUAUUGGGUUGGCCCACUCAUUGGUGGAGCUCUUGGUGGGCUCAUUUGUGACAACUUUUUCAUUGUUAGAUCUCAUGUUCCUCUUACAAGAGAUGAUGAAGCUUUCUAAUGUCAUUAUUGUGCAAAUUAAAAUGUAAUUUGUUGCACUUGAGCAUUUGCGAAAAGAGCAAGCUUCUUGAUGUAACUUUGCAAUUAAGUGGAUGAUUUAAUGGAAUAUUGGCCUAUAAAAAACAACAUAAGUCUUUUUUGAA